Messenger RNA from Pygocentrus nattereri (red-bellied piranha), 1398 nucleotides. Its product is annotated as probable endonuclease 4. NCBI's taxonomy places the organism in Eukaryota, Metazoa, Chordata, Actinopteri, Characiformes, Serrasalmidae. Gene Ontology annotation, biological process: base-excision repair. The transcript is spliced from 8 exons. Gene Ontology annotation, cellular component: mitochondrion; nucleus. Gene Ontology annotation, molecular function: zinc ion binding; DNA binding; DNA-(apurinic or apyrimidinic site) endonuclease activity. The record is from RefSeq and is a predicted model, not a curated record. The coding region runs from base 280 to 1281 and encodes 333 amino acids.
UAAUAACGUAAUAACAAAGUCCGUAUAUUAAACAAAUCUAGAAUAAUCGGCUUUUCAGACACCUCUCAACGUACGAUAACUAGCCAAAGUUAGAUCAACCAAGUUAUAAUAAUAAUUUCCGCACUGUCAGGACUUCAAGUAUACUGAAGAAGCGUAUUUUGUACAGAGCGGACCCAAACGGCUUGCUUUAAUCAAUGUUCAAUAUCGCUGAUCCUCUCGAGGGCUGUUAAACGGGGAAUCUUCAUGUAAACUUACAGCGCAAGUCGAAGACCUGCAAGCAUGGGUCCACGAAGAAAAGGAGAGAAGAGGAGGAAAGCAGAAGAAAAUCUUACGAAAGUGGACGAAAUCGCAGAUACAAGUCGUGCAGAAAAACCUUCGGAAGGCAGGAUCAAUGACGUGAUGAGAGGAAAGAAGGGCAGGACCAAAGGACGAAAAAAGUUCAUUGGGGCUCAUGUCUCUAUAGCAGGAGGCAUAUGGAAAGCAGUGGAAGCCAGUGUGGACAUAGGGGGUCGCAGUUUUGGCUUAUUUUUGGGCUCCCAGCGCUGCUGGCAAAGACCUGCCCUCGAUCCGGAUGUGGCAGUCAAGUUCCAGGAGGCUUGUGCUCAGCAUGGCUUUGAUUCGGCUCAUAUUCUGCCACACGGAUCUUACCUGAUGAACUGUGGAUCGCCCAAAGAAGAUGUGUUUGCUAGGAGCCAAGUCAUGUUGGUAGAUGAACUUAGCCGCUGCAGUGCUUUGGGCCUCACUCAGUUUAACCUCCACCCAGGGGCCUCCAUGGGCUCUAGCACAGAGGAGUGCAUCAAGAGGAUUGCCCAAGCUAUAAACCAUGCUCACCAGCAAACACCUGCUAUUGUCACUGUGCUUGAAAACAUGAGUGGACAGGGAAGUACUGUGGGUGGACAGUUUAAUGAGCUGAAGAGCAUAAUUGAUCUCGUUCGAGACAAGACACGUGUGGGAGUGUGUCUAGACACAUGUCAUGCAUUUGCAGCAGGUUAUGAUAUUUCCUCAACAGGAGGGGUGAAGUCUAUGCUUGAGGAAUUUGACCAGGUGGUUGGACUGAAUUACUUAAGAGCAGUUCAUCUCAAUGACUCAAAAGGUAAAUUGGGCUGCCACUUAGACCGUCAUGAGGACAUUGGGCAGGGACAGAUUGGCAUCUCAGCAUUUCGAGACAUUGUGAAUGAGCCUCGACUGGACAACAUCCCUCUCAUACUUGAGACACCUGGCCGCCCAGGUUUUGAGUAUGCUGAGCAAAUACAGCUUCUCUAUUCCCUUUGUGAGGACUAGAAAACCUAGAGGAAUCUUCACAAGACCAAAGAGCCCAUUCUUUCAUGUUGUAUUCUGUUCACAGUGAUUUUCUGUUUUAAAAAUAUAAUAAACACAAAUGGCAUUCUUGGACUUGAA